Messenger RNA from Gaeumannomyces tritici R3-111a-1, 603 nucleotides. RefSeq lists its product as hypothetical. Bases 109 to 603 code for a protein of 164 amino acids. The record is from RefSeq and is a predicted model, not a curated record. The transcript is spliced from 3 exons. Lineage: Eukaryota; Fungi; Ascomycota; Sordariomycetes; Magnaporthales; Magnaporthaceae.
GAAUUCGAUAGCGCAGAAUUCGGAGCGGCAGGUUGCGUUGGCAGCUGCACGCGCGCUACCCCCCGGAAACCCCCUAUUAUUUCCCACACUCCCAAGCAUUCCGUUUGAAUGUCGACUGCCACCACCCUUGGCCCUGCCCUGCACGCCGCCCUCUCCCCGUCCGUUCCCGCCGCGAGUCCACCCUGGCGAUGGGGGCGGAGACGCGCGAGGGAAGAUGCCGCUUGGCUGGCGGCCUCGCAGAAACCCCAACGGGGAAAGGAUGAGCCAGCCCCUCACCCACCUGAGCAGAAGAGCGGGCGACCACUCAGAGACGCGUCGCCAGCGCGGGAGCACACUGCCGGAAGCCCCAUCCGCACGCGCGGAAGAAAAGCCCGCUAUCUCCCGGCCGCCUCCAUAUUGUGCACCCCUGCGGCCCAUUACGAAGACGACGGCGCAUCCGGGGAGGCGCUCUGCGCAGCAUCGGGCCUGAACGACACGCCAGAAUCUCAGUACCACGCCCCAGCAUCCCAGAACCCCAGAACCACUCCCUCCCUAGGCUGUGCAGCAAGCAACCGGGCAAUCCCACCACUGGUGACGAGCGAACAUGGGCACCACCCCAAAUGA